Biomphalaria glabrata is the source of this 5136-nucleotide messenger RNA. Its product is annotated as pleckstrin homology domain-containing family F member 2-like. NCBI's taxonomy places the organism in Eukaryota, Metazoa, Mollusca, Gastropoda, Planorbidae. The record is from RefSeq and is a predicted model, not a curated record. Gene Ontology annotation, molecular function: phosphatidylinositol binding; metal ion binding. The coding region runs from base 650 to 1513 and encodes 287 amino acids. The transcript has 9 exons.
ACCUUUCACCUCUUCUUGCAGCACGCUGACACCCGUGUAGCUCAGUAGCGGUUCCUCGACUUACGACUAUUUUUUUUUUUUUAAGUGCGUGAUUCAUUGACUUUUUGAUGUCAUCGAUGUAGAUCAAAUUAUCUUAACUGGAAGUGACAAGUGUCAUUAGAAAAACCUUAAAGUUUUUUUUUCUUCUUCGAUCUUAUCUAGAUCUACUCAAGAUCUUUCUCACCGUGACUGGGAUGAAGCUGUUGACAUUUUCGUCAACCUUGAAUCUGUGUGUUGAUCCUAGUCCACUUUUCUGUUGACACUAAGCGUGCUACCGUUAGGCUUACUGGAACGCCGUGUGUGUGCCACACAGCUCUAGGAUAUUCAUUCAAUCUCCAGUUAUUUCGACAUGACGCCGCGAUACCCUUUCUUUCUCACAGUGUACGUGCGGUGAAAUUGAAUACAAGGCUACUGGAUGAGUCCCCCUUUUCAAUGGAUUACUACCCCUUGCCAUACCACAUUGUUGUGUGACCUAGAUAUCUGGGACAAUACGUGUAUAAUUAGUCAAUUAAGUGUACCAUUUGUCACCUGUAUUCGCUUCUCAACGGAUAUUAAGAUACUGGCUUAGGAUAAUCAGCGUAACUCAAGGAAUAUUUGCGUGUUAAAUAAUAUGAUACAAACAGCCAGGAAAAGUUUUAUUCUUUAUAACACUGAUGAUGAGGAGGAUUUAGACAUAGGAGUGAAUUCAGAAGCCAAUUCCAGGAGAAUUAACAAUGUUGAACAGAGUUUUGGUUCUUCUGGUCAGCCCCUUGGCCUACCUGGGAGAGUCCUCGUUGGAGAAGGUGUCCUGACAAAGAUGUGCCGUAAGAGAGCAAAGCCUCGACAGUUUUUCCUUUUCAACGAUGUUCUCGUAUAUGGAAACAUUAUUAUCCACAAAAAGAAGUAUAACAAGCAACAUAUAUUGCCUCUAGAAGAUGUCAAACUGGAUAAUGUUGACGAUGAUGGAAAUUUAAGAAAUGGUUGGAAAAUUAUCAGUCCCAGUAAAUCCUUUGUUGUCUAUGCAGCGACAGCCACAGAGAAGAAGGAAUGGAUGGCCCACAUCAGGAAAUGUGUGAAUGAUAUACUAGCAUUAAGAGGUAUCAGACAGAGCACUACAGUGGACUCUCCUGUUUGGGUGCCAGACUCAGAGGCUAAGACAUGCAUGCACUGUAGAAAGUCAGAGUUUACUGUCGUUAAUAGGAGGCACCAUUGUCGACAUUGUGGUAUAGUUGCCUGCAAUGCUUGCACCAGUAAAAAAUGGCUGCUCCCACUCCAGAGUUCAAAGCCGAUUAGAGUUUGCCUUACCUGCUACCAGAAAUUGUCCAAAGAGGCAACAGACAACAAUGUGACUAGAAAAUACUCUUCAGUUAUGACAAGUGGUGACAAUAGAAAUUCAUCGGGAGAAGAUUCCUCUGAUGAUGACGAUGAUCAGUUUAGAAAUGGUGGCUCUGAACAACUAGCUAUAAAUGAUGCACAUUUCCAGAGCUAUGACUAAUGCAGUACCGGUACACUUUGACUAGAUGUUGGAUCCUGAUCAAAAGCACUAUUUUAUAGAAUACAUCAUAUAUUCUUUUAGUUGAAUUCAAAACUAUUUUUAUACAUUAAAAUAUUUGGAGGAAAAAAAAAGGUUAGUGGGGGUGGGGAGCUUUUGUACUUGUAUUAUAUAGAAAUCCUUCAACUGGUGAGAUGAACAGUGUUUUGUAGCGCACUGCUAUAUUGUUUUGUGUGUUUUCAUUUUUUAACCCUGUUGAUAACAUUUGCAAUAAUAAAUCGAUUUUCAUCUUACUCGACUGUGGGCAAGAUUGAGGAAAGUCAAUGUUAAAGUCACUAUGUAGUAAAGUUCAUUGGGGUUAAAGUUCAGGGUGUAAUAGAAGCACAGGCUCAUUUCAGGUCGUGUAAAUAAAUAAGAUUGUAAUAUGGCUUCUGAGUGAGAACACUACCAAUACUUUGUUAGGGUCUUCCAGCUUGUAUAAGCAUUGCAGGCCAUACUCUAGACUGCACUGGUCCUCUGUAUUGCCUUGAAUGUGUUUGGCAAUCACAGAAGAGGAUGAUUACGCUACAUUUGUGAUAACAUUGAACUAUGAUUAUGUUAGAAUCCAUAUUUGUUGUUUACACUAUGAGAAUCUGUUUCAUGCAAGUUGAUUGCUAAUUAUGUAUUGAGAUGAUAACUUGUUUCAAGUUUAAGUCCUAUUGUAUUAUUCUCACUGCAAUGUAUGGGUAGGGCAGUAAGUCGACUUUAAAUUAUUCUCCAUCCACGUACGGAAAGUGUGACAUCUUUCAUAAAUAUUUCCGUUUCACAUGAUCACAGUGUGUCGCACAAAAUGUUCACAGUGAUGCUCGUAGAGGACAAACAAAAACUCGUAGAGAAAUGUUGAUGCUUUUUUUUUGUCUUUAGAACUGCUGCGUGGCCUUCUUCAUCUUGUUUCUUAAUGUGCAAUUACUUAACGAUGUAACAUAGUUUAUAUAAAUGCUGUGUCUGCUAUGACUUGAAUGAAGUCAAAUGUUGGCGUCUAAUGUAGUAUAAGAAUAGAACAGAAAAGACAAUAUUGUAAAUUUUAUGUACAUUACUAUCCACCAGUCAGAUGAUUAAGAUUUUUUUUUUUAACAAUAAUUCUCUAUGAUGAAGAUAUUUUUAUAAUUUUUUCUUUUAUUACCAUAUAUGUUUUGGUAUUUAAUCUUUACUAUUGAAAUAAUAUGUUGCAAUGGCAUAUUAGUUACAUGAGAAGUUGUAAAGGGAUAGUCUCUAGGCUUAAAAUGCCACAGAAUAUUGCAAGCAGGAACUUAAACGAUUUUGUUUAGUUCAUAAGGUUAUGAUGGCUGUUCUUUGUAUUUCCUAAUUAUUGCAGAAUGGUUACUUAUUCACUGGCUUGUCUUAAUUUCUUGUUCAAAGUAUGUCUCCUGUCAACUAGUGCUUACCGGGUACCAAUCUUUUUAAGCCACAGUCUUGAUUUAAGUUUGAGCAAAACUUUACCACAAACCUCCCUGUGCACAGAUUUGUUUCCAUACUGGUUAGAACUGGUUUUUAGUCUUAACAUUAUCCCCUAUUGUUUUGUUUCAUUGUACAUAUGGCCCUAAGGUAGCCAGUGUCUAUAUUCCAGUACACUGGUAUCUCUUGAUAGUGUUGUGACUUAACUGUGUUUCUGUAUGCAUGUCUGAUAGUAUUCUUGAUUUCACAGCAUAAUUAUGUGCAGCCUAAUUUAAUAUGAAUCAUACUGAGACCAUUCAUUGACCAGCAAUGUCACAACCUGUGGGCAAGACCUGUGAUGUGGCAACAAGCUAUUGGUCUAAACUGACCACAUGUUGUGAUGUUUCCAGUCAGUGUUCAGGCCCUCUAUAACAACUGGGUCUCGAUCAUACUCCUAUUUAUAUGUUUGACUAAGUAAAAUAAAAAGAUCAAAUAUUUUAUUUCCCUUACACUCGCCGAGACGUCAGAACUGUAAGCUAAACUCAUUUCAUCAGGUGGAACUUAGCAGGUUUUUGUCUUAUUUAUUAAUGAAUGUAUAUUUUAAUUUGUAUAAUACAUUUUGUAAUUAUUUGAUUGCAUCAAAACAAUUUUUAUUGGAUCAAGUCAAUACUCCCCAUGUUACUAAUUGUUAUCACCCGAUAGAUUAGUAUAUCAACAUGUGACCUGCAGAAAGUCAUCUGUGACUUAUAAAAAUUUUCUGUUUGUUAAGUCUAGUGUUAACAGCUCAGGAACAAGGUGAUAGAUCACAGACUUUAACAUAACAAAUAAACGUGGAAGACUAGCUCUUCUGUUGUUGCAAUUUUGUACAUUGUGUUGCUUCCCUUUUAAAACUGAAGUAUUCAGACAAAAUUCACUCUGCUCGACAAUCUCUUUACUUGGUCUGUGACCUCCCUUUGAUUAUCUCACUUAUAAUUAACUAAAUGGCACAAGGAAUUAACAUUGGCGCCGCAGUAAUGUUUGCAUUGGAUGAUCAGAACAUGAGUUGCUUAGCUUGAAUGUGUUAUGUAUGCUAUGGUCAGUAAAAUGCAAGACUUCACUUAAUCAAGGUUAUAUAGGAUGGCUGCCUGGUCGUUCAGUUGUCUCAAUGGUCCCGGGUUCAUACCCAGCCUACUUCCAUUCUCCAGUUGUCCUGCCGGAGGUUAGGAAGUAGAUUAUCUUCAACUCUGAAGGAACACCCAAAACAUUUUAAAAUCUAUAUAUUAAAGGAAGAUAAUUAAGCAGUGAUGCCAAAACUAUGGCCUACAGGCUUUACCCUAGCUUUGAUGGUGUGCUAUGCAGGCCCUUAAAAACAUUCUGUGCAUAAUGAAGCAGUAGAAGGCAAGUUCCUUUGGACUCCUCGUAUGAUUUUGAUGACUUAUGUGGGACCGUCAUAAACUUUUUUUUUUUAUGAUAGGUCUUUUCUUCUUUUUAGUGCAAUUGUUAUACAAGCCAUUGUUAUUUGUAUACAUAAUAAAUGUAAAUGAUGACUCAAUUUAUUAGUUCAUUGAAAUUUAGUUACUCUUGUCUGUUUCUAGGUAGUUUUAUAUUUACUGUAAUAGCAUAAAAAAAUUAUUAUGAAAUAAAUAAUUUCUCUUCAAGUUUUGUUUUAGUCAUAAACAUGUGUUAAUGUAAUGAAAAGUUCCAUGGAAUAGAUUUAUAUCAAUUGACCUAUUAUAAUUAAAUUUUUAAUGAUCUUUUCUUUUACUUUGAUUGUCAUCCUUUAAGUAGUCCAUGAAAAGAUUAUAUUUCAUUGUUAUAAUUAAUUGCACCUAUCUUUUGUUAAAUCUUUAAUAAUCUUUUUUUUUAGUUUUUCAUCCCCUAAGUAGUCCAGGUAAAGGUUGUUUUGUAUUGUGGCACCUUGUAACUCUCUUGUUGAAGAAAUACUUCACAGAAUGUUUAGAACAAUUUCGCAUUAGCUUGUUCGUUAGCCCAAGUUUCACAAGACUGGGUGGACGCAAGAACUGAUCAAAUUUUUUUUUAGGUCUCUAAAUUUUGCUUACAAUAGUUGAAGGUUUUCGCAGUGUGCCCAAGUAUGUCUAUAUUAUUGUUACAUUAUCUUUGCUGUAUGUACCAACCGAUAUAAUUGUGUUAAAUAAUGAUUCUGUUUCAAUGACUCUUUUUGCCUUUGUUCAUAAUUCUUUGUUGAAACUUGAUUACAUUUGUUUAACAAAUCA